This is a messenger RNA of Egretta garzetta (little egret), 492 nucleotides long. RefSeq names its product cytochrome b-c1 complex subunit 10. NCBI's taxonomy places the organism in Eukaryota, Metazoa, Chordata, Aves, Pelecaniformes, Ardeidae. Gene Ontology annotation, biological process: mitochondrial electron transport, ubiquinol to cytochrome c. Gene Ontology annotation, cellular component: mitochondrial inner membrane. The transcript is spliced from 2 exons. The annotation marks the transcript as partial. The record is from RefSeq and is a predicted model, not a curated record.
UUUCCCAGGUACCUUAGCCAUGAGCAUUUGCCAGACCUUUUGCAGGGGAGAAUUAAUGUUGUUUACCUGCACGUGUGUGUGUGUCUCUCCUUUAGGACUCCCACCCUCGUUACAUGGGGUGGUGUAGCUGGUACUGGUUUAAUAUGGUUCACAGACUGGAAGCUGGUCCUUCAGUAUGUUCCCUACAUCGGUGGCAAGUUUAAAACUGAAGACUAAGCUUCCCUCUAAUGGAAAUUUAUUGCUGGAUAGAAUGUUUUGGAGCCAUCCGUCCGCUGAGACCCUGCUUUGAGGUGAACUUGAAAUGCCCAAUACAUUGCAACAGGCUGUGGUGUCCCUCUCUCUCCCGUGAACACUUGUGGCCGCUUGGUUGUGAACAAAUUUAACUUCACUGCACAGCCUGUCUCAUACUCUUCCUCUGAUCACUUGCACAGAUCUUGUCCUAAUGGGGGUAAUUUGUAAAUCUGAUGUACAAAAUAAACCAGGUGAAUGGUA